Salvia miltiorrhiza (redroot sage) is the source of this 958-nucleotide messenger RNA. RefSeq names its product lactoylglutathione lyase-like. The transcript is spliced from 4 exons. NCBI's taxonomy places the organism in Eukaryota, Viridiplantae, Streptophyta, Magnoliopsida, Lamiales, Lamiaceae. The record is from RefSeq and is a predicted model, not a curated record. Bases 262 to 699 code for a protein of 145 amino acids.
GUGGAUGAUUUUGUUCCUUCUUGCCAUCUUUCGAUUAUUUUUUAAGUUUUUUCACAAUUUGAUUUCAAUAUUUACAAUAAAAUAAAAUUUGCCUCAUUCAAAAAAUUAAAGUAAGAAAGAAAUAUUAUUCUUAAAUGAGUAUGUGUACACGUGGAGAGCGUAGGUGUUACUUGAUUGACAGUGAAAUGCGUGUCGGCAUAGAAAAGAAUUCGCCGGUAGCUUAGAAACUGAAAAUCUCUUCGCCUCCAAAUCCAAGUGGUAAUGGCGGCGGCGGCAGCAGCUCAAGGACCUUGCCUCAAUCACAUUUCUAGAGAAACGUCUGAUAUCAAACGCCUCUCUAAAUUCUACAUGGAGGUUUUUGGGUUUGAGCAAGUAGAGUCUCCAAAGUUCGAAUUUGAGGUAAUAUGGUUGAAGCUUGGUUCAUCCAUGUUGCUGCACCUCAUAGAAAGGGACCCCACCGUCAUGCUUCCCGAAGGUCCAUGGAGCUCCGUGGCGGCUGUGGCAGACCCAAAGAACCUUCCAAGAGGACACCAUAUCUGUUUCUAUGUACCCGAAUUCGACUCCUUUGUUCAGAGAGUAAAGGAUAAAGGAAUUCCGGUUCAUGAGAAGAGUCAACCAGAUGGGAAGACGAAGCAAGCAUUCUUCUUCGAUCCAGACGGAAACGGGCUAGAGGUAUCGAGCCAGAUGCCGUCACUGUAAACCAGGUGUAGUCAUACAUGAUCCAACGAUACUAGUGAGCGAAUGGGAACGAAGUGCAUCUUAGUUGUUAAUAUGUUUCCUCUCUAACUAGUAGGUCAGGAAUUCGAGUCAUCUAGUAUGCGUCAGUGUGUGUCCCUCUAGAAAAGAAUGUUGUGUAAAAUAUAUGUAUGUCCAAAAGGCUUCGAUGGCAUAUCCUAGCUUAUGAAAAUGUUUUACAAUAUAUCUUCUCCUUACAAAAUUGCAAAGACAAAGCUUAUCC